CAUUCUCUUUAUGUGUGUAAUAAAUUGGCGUAUUUUGUUCUGUAGAUUGAUAUUGUAGGUUGUAUAAAGUAUUUAUUAAACUAAUUGGACCGUAAGUUAUGACGGAUCUUCAGCUCGAUUAUGCCCUGGAUUUAAUGAGGAGACUCCCACCUCAGCAGGUGGAGAAAAACCUCUCAGAUCUCAUUGAUCUCGUUCCCGAGUUAUGUGAAGAUCUUCUGUCAUCCGUGGAUCAACCUCUGAGAGUAUUACGAGAUAAACAAACUGGAAAAGAUUAUUUGUUGUGUGAUUAUAACAGAGAUGGAGAUUCAUAUAGGUCACCGUGGAGCAACAAAUACGAUCCUCCAUUAAGUGAUGGAGCAAAACCAUCAGAUAGUUUGCGAGAUAUUGAAGUCAGUGCUAACAGUGCAUUUGAUUCAUACAGAGAAAUGUACUUUGAAGGUGGUAUUUCUUCUGUGUAUAUGUGGGACCUUGACCAUGGGUUUGCUGGUGCCAUUCUUAUUAAAAAGGUUGGAGAUUCUUCACCAAAAAUUAAAGGGUGCUGGGAUUCUAUUCAUGUUAUUGAAGUUGUGGAAAAGUCUGGAGGUCGUAAUGCUCAUUACAAACUUACAUCCACUGUUAUGCUGUGGCUUCAAACAAGCAAAGCUGCAUCAGGAACAAUGAACCUUGGGGGAAGUUUAACUAGACAGGUUGAAAAAGAUUCAUCUCUGAACGAAGGAAGCAACUCCCAUAUUGCUAACAUUGGAAGAUUGGUUGAAGAGAUGGAGAAUAAGAUGAGACAUACUCUCAAUGAAAUUUAUUUUGGGAAAACAAGAGAUAUUGUGCAAGAGCUACGCUACUCCUUUUCUCGCCACAAUUCUCACGACCAUCGAAAGAAACUCAACAUGGAGCUUUCCGCUGGCUUCACAAGGAACAACAGAAUGUGACUCUUAUUUCACCAUUUUCUGUCUCUCACUUGUGCAUCUGAAAAAGACAAACGACAAACAGUUGCAAACGAGUUGAAAAACAAAUUUGGAAAGUAAUUCUCCACUGUCUAAACUGCUGCUCAACCAUAAACAGUACUGAGCCAUGCUAUUGUGCAUGGCAGCGGUCUAAAAUCGGAACCGUUUGCUACCAUAAUAAAUAUCUUUAAUAUAAACAAUUGUGGAAGUGAUAUGAUUUGGAUGCGAGAAUUUUCUCUUUUAUCUCUGCAUCGUCCCAUCUAUAUCUAUAUAUUCUUUAUCAUAAUUUCUCUCAUGUGCAAAUCACGCAUGCUACACCUUACGCAUGCUACACCAUGCUUGCAAAUGUAUCAUACCCAUAAAUGUUAUAAACCAAGACCACAAAUUUACAAAAUAUGAAAGACUGCAGCAACACACAUGUUCCUGAUCUGUGAUUACUUAUGAUAUAUCGAAAUAUGCUGAUCAUAUUAGCUGGAAUUUUAUCUCUUGGAAAAAUAAAAUUAUUUUGUAGCCAGAAUC
This is a messenger RNA of Ciona intestinalis (vase tunicate), 1457 nucleotides long. RefSeq names its product beta-actinin II (gene capzb). The record is from RefSeq and is a predicted model, not a curated record. NCBI's taxonomy places the organism in Eukaryota, Metazoa, Chordata, Ascidiacea, Phlebobranchia, Cionidae. Gene Ontology annotation, biological process: barbed-end actin filament capping; negative regulation of filopodium assembly; regulation of lamellipodium assembly. Gene Ontology annotation, cellular component: F-actin capping protein complex; cytoplasm. Gene Ontology annotation, molecular function: actin filament binding.